AUGAAUCCCGACGAUCCCUCUAGUGGGUUCCGGCACGGCAAAGUGUUAAUGUUCAUCAAUGAGCAAAUGUCCAAGCACACAAAAGGCCCCGAGUUCUACUUUGAGAACCUGGCCCUGUCCUGGGAGGAGGUGGAAGAAAAGCUCAGAAUCCUCCUGGAGGAUGGCGAGAUGCCUAGCCAGGCUCGGGAAGCCUGUGCCUGGGGCAGCCUGGCCUUGGGUGUUCGCUUCGCUUGGAGGCAAGGCCACUUGCAGGGGCGCAGAGUGCAAUGGCUUCACGACUUUGCCAGCCUGCACAGGUCAGCGGCACAUGCCUUGGCAUCAGACCUGAAGAAGCUCACAGACCAGCGAGAGAUUGAACGCAAGGAGGCAGCCUUCCAGCUUCAGCUGGCCCACACCAAACUGGCAGAGGUGCAGAGAGAGCGGGACCUGCUGAGGCUGAAGCUACUUCAUGCGAGAUUUGCCACCCCUAUGAGAAUUCUGAAAGACUAUGGAGGAUGCCAGCACCAGGUGCAAACAAGGACUUCUGUGAUUGUACAGCCUUUUACCAGAACUCUUCCCUAGUCCUCAGUGUGCAGAACCAUGGACAGCUCUGAACAGGAAAGUCAUGCCACUGC
Peromyscus californicus insignis is the source of this 614-nucleotide messenger RNA. RefSeq names its product testis expressed 13B (gene Tex13b). Bases 1 to 561 code for a protein of 186 amino acids. NCBI's taxonomy places the organism in Eukaryota, Metazoa, Chordata, Mammalia, Rodentia, Cricetidae. The record is from RefSeq and is a predicted model, not a curated record. The transcript is spliced from 2 exons.